AGGACUCGAGUCUUUGUUUACAUAUCACAGAUUUAAGGCUAAAAUAUUGCUUUUAUUUUUGCAUUCAUAAGGUCAUAAUGUUGGCUGUCAACAUUAAAUGAGUUAUAUUCUUAAUGUUUCACAUAAAAAAUAAAAAAUAUUUUGUUCAAAAAUCGUGAACCAAUCCCUUUAACUAAAUACCGAAUUUUGAAGAAAAAAAUCCUUGCACUAUUGAAUUUCCAUAUUUGCAACCAUUUCCAUUUUCUUCAAAAUAACUCACACCUAGAAACAUAUAAUGACGAUUAUCCCGACCCCCUCGCUACUUACCAAACAAUCCAAUAUAUUAACCUCAAUAACCGAACUAACUUUAACAGAAUAUUAUCUAAUGUCUCCAUUGAUGGUUUGGUUUAGUGCCGUGCAUGUGACGUAACACGGCAGCAUAAAACAGAGCGUGCGAACGUCAGGUGAUGCGCACGUGUGUGUAUAUUAUUGCUUUACGCUGAUUGGUAAACUUUUCCUUGUUACGCUGAUUGGUAAACUUUUCCUUGACGGCCAGGUGUAAUAUUGUGUUACUAUAGUUUAAAAUUCAAAUACGUCUAGAGAUUUCUUGUGUCGAAAGCUGUGGGUAAGCUAAAUCGCUUGGCUGCUACGUGGGUCAAUAUUUAAUUUCAAAUAUAUAUCUGAUGAAAUUCAGGUAACGUGUGCUCUUACUUAAUGACACUCUAUAUACAUGUAAACUUAUCAGACAACCUGUUAUCUAUGGACGACCAGAACAUACAAUCAUUUAAAGUAGUACAUUGCAAGAUUUAAAACCUGUUUAAUUUUCUGUUGUGGGAAUUUUCACGUUGACUAGUAUACAUACCCCCUUAGACUGUCUUGGCGUUUAGUGUACAGCAUAAAUGCUGAUCGAUUAUCAGAACUCUGGCCUGAACUGUGUAUAAAGGUUCUAUAAGUUCAGUAUUGAUCCUGUUUUGUUAAAAAGAAGUAAACGCUUAAUAAAUAAAAGACCUCAAAUGAAAAAUGUGAUUUUAUGCAUUCCUGAUCUUCUUCUAUCACUCAUGCAUGUCAAUACUGAGUGUAUGCUAUAUAUAGAACCAAACAUAGAUAUGUAGAUCUUUAAACUUAAAUUUUAAGAUAUGAUCAAAAUGGCCAAUCCAGCCAUGUUUGUAUCCCUAUUACUGUCCGUAAUAGGGGUCCUGAACCUGGCUGUGUUGGUCAUGCAGGCUUAUUUUCUUCUGACCACGUCUUCUCGGGACGACAAAAACUGUACCCGCCUCUGUUUACCUUGUGAGACUGGUAAAGACAGGGUUUGUUGUGGUUGUCAUGUUGACAGUUUGAAGGGAUAUCUCACCAAGCUAUAUCAAAGAUCUAAAGACGAUGCAGGAAAGCUCACAUACUUAACAGACCCCCACGUCACAGAUGCCCAUUAUGUAUCGUCAUCUUACAACAAACCAGCAGCAAAACUCGCAGGGGACACAGAGAUCGAGUCCAAAAAGUCAGAAAUGAAAUCAGUGAAAGCAUGGCGAACUGACAAUAUGUGUUACCUCAUCAAUGGCAUGACAUUACGUCAUGGUCGCUUAGUCAUCCCAUUGGCUGGUUUAUAUCACGUGUAUGUCAUGUUUGAUUUGGUUCGUUACCUAAACAGUACGAAAGGGGCGUCCAUCGUAGUUAUGAGAUACAAUAUUCUAAAGAACGAUGAGGUUCUCUUCUCACGGCCCCUGCCCGACUGGGCGUCAUUGGUCCCACAAAAUAAUUACCUACAUGUCUACUUAGGGGCAGAUUUCAAGUUAUACCCAGAAGAUGAAGUUUACGUAAAAAUCAAUCAAGGUCUACUUUUUAGAAACCCCAGUGCUAAUGUAUUUGGAAUAUAUAUGUUAUAAUUAUUUAUGUGGUUUAUAUUUAUAUUGUUAAAGUGUAGAUUUGUUAUUCUAUACAAUUUUCUGUGAUAGAAACCAAGCCUACUUCAAUAUGAAUAUGCAAUAUACAAGUAUAUAUUGUGUCAAUACCGAAUCUGAUUGGCAUGUCAAUUUUUGAUUUCUACAAUAAAAAAAUAUUUGGAUUAA
Ostrea edulis (European flat oyster) is the source of this 2042-nucleotide messenger RNA. RefSeq lists its product as uncharacterized. Gene Ontology annotation, biological process: immune response. NCBI's taxonomy places the organism in Eukaryota, Metazoa, Mollusca, Bivalvia, Ostreida, Ostreidae. Gene Ontology annotation, molecular function: tumor necrosis factor receptor binding. The coding region runs from base 1116 to 1859 and encodes 247 amino acids. Gene Ontology annotation, cellular component: membrane. The transcript has 3 exons. The record is from RefSeq and is a predicted model, not a curated record.